Lotus japonicus is the source of this 1498-nucleotide messenger RNA. RefSeq lists its product as uncharacterized. The coding region runs from base 145 to 1269 and encodes 374 amino acids. Gene Ontology annotation, molecular function: catalytic activity. The record is from RefSeq and is a predicted model, not a curated record. The transcript is spliced from 11 exons. Gene Ontology annotation, cellular component: chloroplast. Lineage: Eukaryota; Viridiplantae; Streptophyta; Magnoliopsida; Fabales; Fabaceae.
AGUAAACACAUGAACCGCAAUUUAUGAAGCAUCAAAAGGAGGAAACAAAAAAGAACAAGAAAAACAGUGGCCAGUUUUGUUGAGUAUGUUCUGUUCAACUUGAACCGUUGAAGCUCUCUGUCUUGCAGCAAUUCCAUCCCAAAAAUGGUGUUUUCUGCAGUGUUCUCUCCCACUCUGAACCUCUCAGUGUCUUCCACCACCAACUGUUGUAGAAGAAGACCAUUAUCCACCACCACCACCAGAGUGACUAUCAGAGCUAGCUCCACAGAGAAGGGUGAAUCCAAGGACAAUGAUUCCCCAGCAUUCAACCCUUUUGGCUUUGUCACUGACAACCCGUCAAGCAGAAGUGCUAUUCAACUUCCUGAAAACCCUGCUGAGGAUGGCAACGUUGGACAAAUGCUAAAUAGGACUGAAGGCAAGGGAAAGGAUUUCGGGUCAUAUGUUAAAUCUGGGAAGUUGAGAUGGUUUGUGAGAGAAACUGGAUCAGCAGAAAGCAGAAGAGGAACAAUCGUCUUCCUUCAUGGGGCCCCAAUGCAAUCUUUUGGUUACCGUGUUGUUAUGUCUCAGUUGGCAGAUGCAGGGUUCCACUGCUUUGCACCUGACUGGAUUGGAUUUGGUUUCAGUGACAAACCACAGCCAGGAUAUGGUUUUAAUUACACAGAAAAGGAGUUCCAUGACGCCUUGGAUAAUCUGCUUGAGGUGUUGGAGGUCAAAUCUCCACUUUUCCUAGUUGUUCAGGGAUUUCUUGUAGGCUCAUAUGGACUGACUUGGGCCCUGAAGAACUCAAGCAGGAUAUCAAAGCUAGCAAUACUAAACAGUCCAUUAACAGUUUCAUCUGUCAUUCCUGGACUAUUUCAGCAGCUAAGAUUUCCUCUACUUGGUGAAUUUACAUCCCAGAAUGCUAUUAUUGCUGAGCGGUUUAUUGAAGCAGGUAGCCCUUAUGUUCUAAAAAAUGAAAAAGCUGAUGUGUACCGACUACCUUAUUUGUCAAGCAGUGGACCUGGAUUUGCUCUUCUUGAAGCUGCAAGAAAAACUAACUUCAAAGGUACUUUCAGUGAAAUAUCAGAAGGAUUUGCAACUGGAAGAUGGGAUAAACCAGUAGUGCUUGUUUGGGGAAUAUCAGACAAGUACUUGCCCCAGUCUGUGGCAGAAGAGUUCCAAAAAGGAAACACAGAACACAUCAAGCUUAAAUUGAUAGAAGGAGCUGGGCAUAUGCCACAAGAGGACUGGCCUGAGAAAGUUGUUGAGGCUUUGAGGUUCUUCUUCUGAUUCAGCAACUUUCUGAUUGAAAGGGCAUUCCUGAGUUCUUUCUGAAAUUGUAAAUUUAGUGUCUCAAUUUUUUUACACUGGGCAACUAAUAAAAUUCUGGUCUUGUUGAAAUGAAUCUGUUCUCCAUGCCCUAAUAGAAAAUGAAAUGACCAGGUAGCUUUAGCAGAAAUGACAUAAUAUUAUCCUUCAUUCCUUUUUUUUUUAUUCAAAUUAAGGAUGAGUAAAUGUA